Molecule: messenger RNA, 3250 nt
Organism: Dunckerocampus dactyliophorus (ringed pipefish)
Lineage: Eukaryota; Metazoa; Chordata; Actinopteri; Syngnathiformes; Syngnathidae
Gene: wasla
Product: WASP like actin nucleation promoting factor a
Exons: 11
Coding region: 1155-2654 (499 amino acids)
Biological process (GO): regulation of Rho protein signal transduction; actin filament organization
Molecular function (GO): small GTPase binding; actin binding
Source: RefSeq, a predicted model, not a curated record
GUCAUCUCCACGGUGGCGGCGCUGCGAGGAAGGAUGCCAAGCCCAACGAAGCUUUCCUUGUCGUCCGCCGUUCGCCCUGAACAAACAAACAAACAAAAAACCCGCGUUAGUGUGUUUCCAAAAGUUGCCGUGUCGUUUGGCAAUGUUGUUGGCCGACAUGGGACCGGAGAUGGGACUGACGCCAGCGGAUCGUUGACCGGUUGUUUUCUACGGGCAGCUGGCAGGGACCGUCCACAAAGUCCACUACCAAAAGUAGUGGUGUACUGAAGGAAGAACUGUCUUUUGGGCGGAUUUGGUGGCGUUUCCUUGGGUCUCGCAACGCACGUACAAAUACAUGCUAUGUUCAUGCGACCAAACAUCCUGUAGUCACGUACAUAUCACAUGUCAACCCUGUGAUUGUCAGGUGAUCCACGUGACCCUCAGCAGAAUGAAUGACCCCAUAAGAAGACAUAAUAGGCUGGGAAACUGCUUUUUGUAAACGUGCCCUCCGAAAAUGAGGACGUUUCAUUGGGGAAAACUGAAGUGGAGUUACCUCGGUGCAACGGAGAAGAGGAGAAGGCAAGAGGAAAAGAGUUUUUUUUAAUCAAAACUAUUGAAGGUAGUCCACCCUUUCCACCGUCACAACGAACGUAGCCACAGCGCCACGGUUGGCGUCAGCUGCGGAGAAUGCAGUAGUUCAAGAGAGCAAGCCGAGAGGGACGCUUUUCGCCACAAGGAUGCGCGUAUUCAAGCGGUAAAGUGUGUGAAAUGUUGCGUGAUGUUCUUAUUAAUUGUCGGAAAGGCGUCGAGAUUAAUCACUUGUGAGGUAAUAAGACUCCCCCAGGAGGAUUUCAAGUUUCAACUUUAUCUAGCUCAGGAAAUACAGUAGGAACAUGCAUGUUUUUGGAUUGUGGGAGUACCCGGAGGAAACCCACCCACGAACGGGGAGAACAUACAAACUCUACACAGAAAUGCCUAAGGGAGACACCAACCCAGCUCUUCCCGAUCUCCAGGCUGUUACUGUGUUGGCCAACAUGCUAACCACUAGACCACCGUGCGGCCCUUCUGCUGCCGCUCAUCUUCACAAAUGAAGAGUCAUUCCAGACUUAAUUGCAAAGCAACACGUGGAAACGCUAAGAAGUUCCAUACGUUUCAGGAAGAAAGCUUUGCCAUGUAUGACGUUGUGUUCGGCGGUGGUCCAGGUCUAUGGCGCUGACAGGAGCUGCAGCUGGGUGAAGAAGUGCUGCGGGGUGGCGUGUUUGGUCAAAGACAACCCGCAGAGGUCCUACUUCAUCCGUGUGUUUGACAUCAAGGAGGGUAAAACCAUGUUCGAGCAGGAGCUGUACCACAACUUCUCCAUCAGCUGCUCCAGGUCCUACUUCAUCUCCUUCGUUGGAGAUAGCAGCCAAAUGGGUUUGAACUUCGCCAGUGAAGAAGAGGCCAAGCGAUUCCGAGUGGCCAUCAACGACCUGCUCAGCCGACGACAACGCAAAACUGGUCCUGCUCUGCCCAUGGCCACGGUGGACAUCAAGAACCCCGAGAUCAACAACGUCCGCUUGCUCAACUCUCACGGCCACCAGCCGCCGUACCACAUCAACAACGUGCUGAGUCAUGGUGGCCUGACACGCAAGGACAAGAAGACCAAAGUCAAGAAGAAGAAGCUGACCAAGGCGGACAUUGGCACGCCCAGCAACUUCCAGCACAUUGGACAUGUGGGCUGGGAUCCAAAUACGGGCUUCGAUCUGAACAAUUUGGACCCAGAGCUGAAGAACCUGUUCGACAUGUGCGGCAUCUCGGAGGCUCAGCUGAAGGACCGAGAAACCUCCAAGGUCAUCUAUGACUUCAUCGAGAAGAAAGGAGGCGUGGAGGCAGUGAAGAAUGAGCUGAGGAGGCAGGCGCCCCCACCGCCUCCCUCUCGUGGCGGCCCCCCGCCGCCCCCUCCCCAUCCACACAACUCAGCCCCUCCACCUCCCCCUUCCAGAGGAGGCCGCGGGGCUCCACCUCCCCCUCCGCCUCCUCCGUCCCGCGCCCCCGCCUCGGCUCCCCCUCCCCCGCCACCGUCCAGGCCAGGAACUCUGGGUGCCCCGCCCCCACCGCCGCCUCCCACCAGGGGAGGUCAGCAUCCCCCCCCUCCUCACCACCACCAACACAAACCACCGCCGCCUCCCUCCUUGAACUCUUCCCCACAAGCCCCGCCUCCUCCGCCUCCCCCGCUGGCUCAUCAGCCCCCAGUGGGCAGCGGCAGCUCCGCCCCUGCCCCGCCUCCUCCCCCUCCUCCUCCACCCCCACCGCCAGGCCCCCCGCCCCCUACGGAGCUGGAUGGCGUGCGCAGAAGCGGGGACUCGCCUCAUUCGCCGGUCCCCGACGGGAAGUCGGCGCUGCUGGAGCAGAUUCGAGGGGGUGCCCAGCUAAAGAAAGUGGAGCAGAACCACCGAGAACUGCCGUCCAGCAGCGGGCGGGACGCACUGCUGGACCAGAUCCGCCAGGGCAUCCAACUGAAAACGGUGUCGGACCACCCGGAGUCGGGGCCACCCACGCCGGCCCCCACGACGGGCAUCGUGGGCGCCCUCAUGGAAGUGAUGCAGAAGAGGAGCAAAGCCAUCCAUUCCUCAGACGACGACGAGGAUGACGACGAAGACGAAGACUUUGAGGACGACGACGAGUGGGACGACUGACGACACAACAGACUCGUACUGUCAAUGUUUGACUUUUUAUUUAUUUUUGAAAAUGAUGGUUUCAUUGUCGUAGCUAGGCGGCCAUCUUUGGAGACAUUUCAGUCCACACGCCAUUUGCGCAUUUUCCGUCUUUGUGGGGUUUUUUUUCUUUUCUUUUUUUCUUCUUCUUCUUCUUCUUCCCGCGUUUCUCUGCUGCCUGCAAAGUCGUGAGUCCUCUGUGGUAUUUUCCUCUCCAAGACCAAAAUGCUGCAUUUGGGUUUUUUAUCCCCGUGACCGUUCAUUUUCUCGUUUUUCUUCCAAAAAGCUCGGAAUUGUUUCUCAGCAUUGACGCACUUUGCGCCAUGGUUUUCUGUUCUGGCGUCUUAUUGGUUGCUGGGGUUGUGACGUCAUGCUCUUAUGCAAAGUGGCUGCAAAGCUCAUAAUAAUAAUAAUAAUAAUAAUAAUAAUAAUAAUAAUAAUAAUAGUCAACCAAAUGUGGACGUUGCAGGGCUGUCAACAGUGAAAAGAAGUAAUCAAACUUUUAACUGUUAGCUUUUAACGAUGGAGGGGGGGAUACUAAAUUGUAUACUUAAAUAAAUGUUAAUAUUUCCAGUCAA